This is a messenger RNA of Globicephala melas (long-finned pilot whale), 3278 nucleotides long. The record is from RefSeq and is a predicted model, not a curated record. NCBI's taxonomy places the organism in Eukaryota, Metazoa, Chordata, Mammalia, Artiodactyla, Delphinidae.
AUGGCGCGCGGGGGUGACGGGUCCCGCCCAGGCCGGGCACAACCGGAUAGUCCGCUCCCUACGCUCACAGAACUUCGCCGGCGCGGGGGCGGGGCCUGGCGCUGCCACGCCCCGCGCGGCGCCGGCGCACUGACGCCAGGGCUGCAGACGACGGAAGCUGGACAGUCGCGCGUCGUUGCCGGGCAACUGUCCAGCGGAGGCCGAGGAGACCCCCCGCAGCCUGCUGCGCCCGCGGGCGGAGGCGGAGACUUGGCCGAGGACACGCCCCUGUGCUGGACCGUUCGCCCAGACGCGUGGAGGAAGAAGCCGGGCAGCGGCUCCGGUCACUUUUGCCUGGGUGACCAGGCUGUGUAUGCGGUCUGUGUCCGUUCCGCAGCGACAGUGGACCCACACCAGCCCAUCCGUACUCCCGAGGGAGCCGCCGGCAGCUGCUGGGCGGCGGGCGAGCAGGCAACCCCGUCGGGCCCUGUCCAGCCCCGGGCAGCUCCCGCACAGCGGUGUGGAUGUCUCCUGAGCAUCUUCCCAUCGCGUCUAUGCGGGCUUGGCGGCACCAACAUGCAAGGCCAGCGGGAGCUGGGGGGAGCACCUGGCCACGUGCCCCCUCUCUGCGCGUUUCUGAGUGACCUCGCAGAGCAAGCAGGCGGGGUUUCCUUCUGCCGGGUUUCUGAAUACAGCGGUGCAGGCUCGGCACCUGGGACACAGGGCGGUGACGCUGUGGGGUGGGCGAGUCCCCGCUCCCUUCUUCCCCCGCCCGAUGGGGAUGGGGAAGCCAGGAUCUCUGGGCGCAGCGGAGAGGGCUUGUCUGCCUCCGCCAGGGGUCCAGACCUAGGGGAACACAGCGGUGCCUGGGGAGAGUUUGAAGGCUUUCGGGAAUCCUCAGCCAGGUCUGAACAAUUCUCUCAGUCCUUUGAGCUCCCGGAGAGGCCCACAGAACCUCAGCCGACGAGAACCAUUUCUGCCCAAAAGGAGCCUGGUUCUCACCAGUCUCACCAGGGUGGACCUGGGGUGACAGGAACCAGCGCCAUCACACCUUCUGAGCCUAUUGUCAGCUAUGAGAAGAUUUUUAGGUUCGCUUUUCAAGAAGUACCAGUCCCACAGGCAACUGAAGAUGUUUCCACCUUAGACCAUUUCUUAGAAACAGGCAAUGAAGAAAAACUUGGCCUUGAAUCUGUGCAUAAACUGUGUUCCGAACCCAGAAAACUCUGGAGAGCUCUUCAGAGCUCCAGGACCGUGACGACUUCCCGAGGCCUCUGGAGCGAGUCCCGUUGCCGGGAAAACUUCCUUCUUGUUCUCGGAAUAGAUGCUGCUCAGAAGAGCCCUUCGGAGGGCCCGGGACGCACUCUGGGAGACCCUGGCCUCCACGAGCCUGAAGAGCUCGGCUUCCGCCUGCACCGCUGCAGAGCCCUGAUCCAGACCAAGGUGAGAGCCCGGGACGCCUGGGGCCUGGGUCUCGGGUUCCAGUCGCUUCUAUCCUUUAACUCUCAUGGGCUCGUAAGAGUCAGAGGGGCGGCAGGCGGCCUCCGUCCUGCCGCUCCUCUGGAGGAAAAGCCUCUUCCGGGAACAGGGUCUCCCGCCCACCCUGGGACCACGUGUCGGGGUGCGCGGUUAGCAGCCCAGCUCCCGCGGGGCGCGAGCUCAGCCUGGAGAGGCGCGUCCCCACCCCCGCGCCCCAGGACCCCGUGCUGCCCCGGAUGUGGAGCUGGCUCUGAGCGCCCCCCUCCCCCAGGGAGAAGGCGGGGCGGCACCGGGUGGAGUGCGGGGUGCCACGCAGGGGGCGCCGAGGCCAAGGGCCUGAUCCGGAGCUGGGGCGGCAGGAGGGCGUGGAGGGAGCGGCGCGCGGAGACGGGGCUCUCGGCGGGAGCCGGCUCCGAUGUGAGUUGGCGCCGCCCGGCUGGCGGGAGACGGGCACAGGGGCCACCCCUCUGCCCUGUGAAACCGCGGGGCAGGAGGCGGAACCUUCUAGAGGCACGUGGCUGGAACCGUCUUAGAGCAUCAAGACAGAAACGUCCCCAGCAAGCCCCCCACCCCCACCCCGGUCAGCCCCAGCGGCGACCGCGGCCGCGGCGCGGUUCGUUGGGAAUUGUCCCUGGGGCCACCGGCCGGGUGGGAGGAGGACGAGGAGAGCGACAGGGGCCCGGGGCCCAGCGUGCCCUCCUCACGGUGCAGUCCCGUUUGCUCCGGGUGAAGCUGUGGCUUCUGUCCCCGCGCGCCUCUGUGGUGGCAGCGCGUGGGGAGGGGCGCAAGAUGAGGCUCCCAGGGACGCCAGGCGGCAGACAGGGCAGCCUGAUCACGUACAGCCUCUUCCUCAAGACCCCCAUACACGGAAAUGGGCAAUACACCACAAUUCCAAGGAAAAAGACGAUUUUCAGUCCUCGUAACCUAAAAAUGGCAUUGUUUAACAGUGACGUUUGCUAAAGCGCGAGGACUUUGUGUCUGGAUGAGGGAUUUUACGGUUUCUUACCGGUUUGGUUUGGUACUGGAAACCAGAGCUAUUUCGUGGAGGGGUGUCCUGUAUCAGGGCUGACGCUUUGAUGGGGGGUGUGUCCCUCGGCAGAGCCAGUCACCAGGAAGGGGGCACCCGGGACCCCAGGAGCCCCACCCCAGCCUGGCUCCAGGGACCCCCCCCGGGAAGGUGUUGCCAGCCGCUGGGGGCACCUGUGAGGGACCCCAGGCCUGGCUGCCUGAGCCAUGCUGCCUGGGACCCCAGGGUGGCUUCACGUGUGGCUGGAACUGUCACUGGGAGCAGCCGUUCAGGGACCCGGUAGGCCCUGCGUGCGUUGCUGCCACACUGGCCCCUGGCCUGGGUGUCCACGUGGCAGGGCACGCGCAGGGGUAGGUGCUGUUCCCGCAAAGCGAGUGUGCUCGCCUGCCCGGUGCCUGGGUGCGUAUCCAGUGGUGAUGUCUGCCUGCGGGCAGGCGAGCCAUCCUGUAUCAGCUGAGGGAACCUCUUAUGACCGCAGAGCCCAGCAGUCGGCACUGCCUUUCGUAAAAUUUUAUUAAGUAACAACAACAGCCUGGGGCUUCCCUGGUGGCGCAGUGGUUGAGAGUCCGCCUGCCGAUGCAGGGGACACGGGUUCGUGCGGUCUGGGAAGAUCCCACAUGCCGCGGAGCGGCUGGGCCCGUGAGCCAUGGCCGCUGAGCCUGCGCGUCCGGAGUCUGUGCUCCGCAACGGGAGAGGCCACAACAGCGAGAGGCCCGCGUACCACAAAACAAAGAAACAAACAAACAGAAAUAAAUAAAUAAAUAACAACAGCCUGGACAAGCUGUGUUCUUGCUGA